This is a messenger RNA of Toxotes jaculatrix (banded archerfish), 2469 nucleotides long. It is a transcript of the gene tgm5l, whose product is annotated as transglutaminase 5, like. Bases 33 to 2090 code for a protein of 685 amino acids. Gene Ontology annotation, molecular function: protein-glutamine gamma-glutamyltransferase activity. Gene Ontology annotation, biological process: peptide cross-linking. The transcript has 14 exons. The record is from RefSeq and is a predicted model, not a curated record. Lineage: Eukaryota; Metazoa; Chordata; Actinopteri; Toxotidae.
CAGUACCACUGCUGUGAAAGAGACACUAACAAAUGGAAGACUUCUUCAUAGACUAUGUCAACCUGGAAAAAUCCGAAAACCAAGAGAGACACAGGACAGAGGGCUUCAGCAGCUCCAGAGCCCUGGUGGUGCGAAGAGGAGCCCCGUUCAGAAUCAGUCUGCAGCUGAUGGGCCGACCCUUUAACCCUAAGACUGACCUUCUGAGGGUCAAAGUUAUGCUAGGCCACCUGUAUGUGAUGAUGCCAGUCACUUUCUCCAUGAAAGACUCCUCGUCACAUUGGAAAGCCUACAUGAACCCAGAGGACUUGAACCUCCAGAACCCCUCCAUCUUCAUCUCUUCCCCUGCCUCUGCCUCAGUGGGAUGCUACAGGUUUCAGCUGUAUGUGUUCUCUCAGGAAGGCCAGCAGAGGUUUGCCUUUGGCAAAUUCAUCCUGCUCUGCAAUCCCUGGUGUCGUGAGGAUGCAGUGCAUAUUCCCUUUGAGGACCAGAGAGAGGAAUAUGUCCAGAACGACUCUGGAUUACUGUUUAUGGGGACAGCUAUGAACCUUGUGUCAAGACCAUGGUCCUUUGAUCAGUAUGAGCCUGGUGUUCUGGAGACAUGCCUGAAUCUGCUCCAAGUCAGCCCUCAACACCAACACAACAGAAGAGUGGACUAUCUGAACCGAAACAACCCCGUCUACAUCAGCCGGGUCGUGUCUGCCAUGAUCAACAGUGAAGAUGACCGUGGAGUCCUGAAAGGCAACUGGUCAGGUGACUUCAAACAAGGAGUCAAUCCCUCCAUGUGGACGGGUAGUGGGGACAUCUUGAGACAGUGGGCCCAGUCUGGUUACAGCCCAGUCAAAUAUGGACAGUGCUGGGUUUUUGCAGCUGUCAUGUGCACAGUCAUGAGAGUUCUUGGCAUUCCCUGUCGCAUUGUCACAAACUUCAACUCUGCUCACGACACCAACGGUAACCUGGUGAUCGAAGAGUACUACAGCGAAAGAGGACAGAAGCUGAACCACAGCAAAGACAGCAUAUGGAACUUCCAUGUCUGGGUGGAGUGCUGGAUGACUCGUCCAGAUCUGGGCUCUGGAAUGGAUGGCUGGCAGGUUCUGGACCCAACCCCUCAGGAGAGAAGUGGAGGUGUGUUCUGCUGCGGCCCAGCUCCAGUCAAAGGCAUCAGGGAUCAGCGCAUCAACCUGCUUUAUGACGUCCCCUUUGUCUAUGCGGAGGUGAACGCUGACGUUCACACAUUCAUAGUGAGCCAGGGUCGGGUGCUCAGCCUCAGCAAAGACACAGAGAAAGUUGGAUCCCUCAUCUGCACCAAAGCUGUUGGCCUCCCCAGACUCCAGAACAUCACAGGAGACUACAAAUACAUCAAAAGCCCAACGUCAACGCUUACAUCAAGAAGCUCCACAAUAUCAGAAGACUCAACAUUAAGAAGAGCAGCAAGCUCAUCCAAGGGAGUGUUAGUGUUCCUGACCCUGGAUAAAACUCCCGUUGCUGGAGAGCCCAUCCGCUUCAUGGUGAAAGUCAUGAACAAGCAGAGUGUUGCCAAGGGGAUGAAGGUGCAUCUCAAUGCUCAGGCCAAAGAAUACAACCACAGCCCCUCAGACACCUUCUGGGAAACCAACGGCAUCAUACAACUGGGACCCAUGGAAGUCAAGGUGUUGCACCAGCAGAUCCUCCCAGCCCAGUAUGAACAUGUAGUGGGAGACAACCUGAUCAACCUCGCAGUGGUCCUGGAGGACAUGGCCAGUCAUGAGCGGGUCCUGGCUUCAGAGGAGUUCAAUAUCGCCAGCCCACAGCUCACCAUACAGGUUGCAGAUGAAGACUCCAUUGUUCCCAACAAGGAGCAGACUGCCACAGUGACCUUCACCAACCCAUUUUCUCACCCGGUAAAUGGAAUACUGACUGUAGUCGGGGCUUCGCUGAUCCAGGGCAAGAUUUACUUCAGGAUGCCCCCACUGCGUCCAGGAGGAAGAGUGGAGCAGCGUAUCACUUUCAUCCCCAGCAUGGUGGGAACAAAGAUGCUGCAGGCUAGCCUGUCACUGACAAACAUGAACACCACAAUCAGAGGCUUUAAGAUGGUCUUCAUUAACAGAGCUUAGAUCCCUUUUUCAUGUUUUUUUUUUUUUCUGCCUGUUGUUCGGCUCAGUUGUCACAUUAGGGCACAAUGCUUACAUUUGCGAUAUCAGCGUUUGUGCCUCAGAAACAUGUUUUUAUUUCGGUUGUAACAACUAAGUCUCCAUGUUGAAGCCAGAACAUUGCAACCAGGUGGCAGCAUGAGUUGCAGAGGAAAGAUUCAGUGGCGUCCCAUCAGGCAGCUGUCCGCAUGUGUUUCUGUUACUGUGUAUGAUUUAAAUGUGAAUGUAAAUUAUACUUAUUUAUUUUGAUAUUUAUUUUGAUAUUUAUAUGUUUGAGCCAUGAAAAUCAACCUUGCUACUUGAAAAUCUGCAUCUUUACUUGACAUUAAAAAUCUGCAAUGCA